AAAGAUCCGAUUUUGGCAUUUUUUUUCUUGGUGGGCCAUCAUCGCCGCUGUCUUUCCUUGUACCAUUGUAAUACAUUAGAAGUUUGUCAACAUUAGUUUGGGUACUUGAAUAUUUAUUAUGAUGUCAAAGACACAGAAGAAUCUGCUGUUUGGAUUCCUCAGUUGGGGUAUCCUUGCCGUAUGUGCAUUUGCUCCAAAAAGUCCAUCAUUAUUUGUUGGAAGGCACACCAACCGUAUUGUUCCAUUAUUAUUUUCCACAUUAACUCCACAAGACGAAGCGCAGCAACUACCUGCCGACGACGAUGGAUUGACCAGUGGAGGUGUCCAUAUUCCUUCCACGGGGAUCUCCGUGACGGAUGAAAUGGAGAUGGCCGAGAAGGACCGAUUCGAAACAGAGCUUGUUCCCAUUACAGGAUACACGGAGGUUGCCGCACAGAUUGUCACAACCUCGGAAUCUCGAUUGUCCUUUGAACCAGUCAGAUAUCUAGUGUCAUUAUCACCAGCAAAUUCCUCAGCACCAGCAGAAGAAUCCUCCAGUACAGAAGAAGACGACGACGACGACACGACAAAGAUGAGAACCUUUGCAUUGGUGGAUAUGCCUCCUUAUUCGCCAUCACUGGUGGCCAAAAUCAAAGUGUUCAUGGGAGGAGAACAAAAAAAUUCCCGAUUGGCAGCCUUGCUUAUCACCAGUCGCGAUGGAAUUCAUUAUGAUGAUGCCCCGGCAGUAUACCGCAUGCGACGGGCCGAUUUGGAGCAUUGGAAGCAGGCGUUUCCUGGAUUAGAGGUCGUUGCCUAUCGAAUGGAUAUUCCACGAGAUUGUCGGGAAUUCGUCACGCAAGUAUUGGAUGGGUAUGGGCCAUUUGCACUCCAAGAAGAAACGACCAACUGUACCUUUGUGGAAACGGGACGACCGUUGACAUACACGAGCAAUUUGUGGGAUCAUGACGAAGCAGAAGACUAUUUGCGAGGGAGAAAGCCAAUUGAUGAAGUCAAAUACAAUGUAACAACAUCGGAAGCGGACUAUACUCCAGAAGCCAUUCGGGCCAAGGAAGAGAACAAACGAAUCCUUGCCGUAUACACACCGGGCCAUACCUUUGGAUCGGUCAGUUACAUCUUUCCCGAGACGGGGUUUUGCUGUUCGGGCUUUACCAUUCCCGUGGAAGACACGCGCGAAGAAGAUAAUCCUUACAUGGGCAGUGCUGGCCCCGCCUUGGAUUGUCGGGGAUACAUUACCACCAAUCGAGGAGGCAUUCAAAAGCAAAUGCAAUCGGCUCGGGAGCUGGUUCGAGCCUACAGUGAUCGGUUCCACACCGUGUUGGCAUCUCGAGCAGAUCCAUUAAUGUUGCAUGGCAAUGACAAGGAACGAAAACUGUUUUUGCUGGAUCUCCUGGCGCAAUACGAGAAAAUUGGCAAGAUCUAUGAAGAAUUGGGCAUUACCGGUGGAGUUGAUGAUGAUGACGAGGACGACGAAUAAUGAUAAUAGAGGCCGGUUUUUAAAAAGUUGAUUGUUUUGCGCC
Messenger RNA from Seminavis robusta, 1517 nucleotides. The record is from the annotation of a GenBank genome assembly. Lineage: Eukaryota; Bacillariophyta; Bacillariophyceae; Naviculales; Naviculaceae.